CAGAGUCACUAGCGCCACGUGUCAAUAGGGACGGUUGUUGCGACUGCAAAACAGUCCUGUUGAUCCGACAUUUUAUAAACAAUCAGUGUUUAUCUGGGCGAUUUUGGUAGUGACAAUAUUGGGUAGAAUUGAUCUAGCAAGAUGACAGAUGAAUCAAAUGGAGAGUCGACGUUUGAGUUUGUGGACAAGAAGGACGAUAUCUCGGUUGGGGGUGACAACGUGAGAUCUGACUCCACCAGCAGUCUGUCGUCCUCUGCGUCCUUGCUACCCCCUGUGGGCAUCUCCCCGUCAACGGGAAGUCUGUUGUCGAAUAUAGCACCUCCAUCAGCACUUCCCAGUUUCGUGGCAAGCCCAGCCCCGGUGGUUGUCCCCCCCAGUGAUCCAGCACCUACAAACGUGCCCAUCGAGGCCAAUGUCAUCGUCCAGACGAAGCAACCCCAGCAGGGCCAGCAGGUACUCCCCUCGACGUCAGCCCCCACCGAUGCGCCCGAGGGGACAACUUUCCAGGAGUCACUGCCUCAGGAACUGGGGACUGUCGGCGGGGCUCUUUUCUCCUGGGUGAAGGACACUGUUGUCAAUAAUUCCAUGCUGAGUAAAGUCGCCGAAAAAGCCAAAAGCAGUGUCAAUUCUAUGAUCACCACCCUGGAUCCCCAGAUGCGUGAGUUCAUUUAUUCUGGGGGUGAUGUCGAAGUCGUCGUUGCUUCUAACAAGGAGAUCAAAGUCAGCCCCGUUCGCGAGGCCUUCCAGGGAGUCUUUGGAAAAGCCACUGUCAGUGGUGUAGCUGUGGAUACAUCAGCAGUACCGAAGACCCCUGUGGGUUUCGACGCCGGUGUAGCAGCAGCAGAGAUGAGGAUAAAAUACGCGAGAAACGCCCACGAAAUCCCCCAGGAAGUGCCGAUUGUUGGUGUGCAAAGCUUUUUGUUAGAAGUCGGACGGGACAAGUGGUACGAACUGGGCGUUAUCCUUCUGGAGGACCAGAAGAAUAAAGUCAAUCUGCAGACGUUCACGCAGAUGACGCCGGUGCCCAGCCCAAUAGUCACAGCUGCCAAGGAGGCGACUCCUGGGGACUAUCCACUGAGGUCUCUAGGGCUGGCUGUACAUAUUGGGGCUUCUAUGGCCACCAAUUUACAGGUCGGAUACAACGAGUGGCAUCACGCAUUGACUGGUGUCUCGAGGAGAGACACUAUUCUCCUAGCAGCCCAAUCCCUAGCUGGUCUCUACAAAAACACGAUCAUGUCCGUGUAGUACUGAUAAAUUUUACUAUGAAUAUUUUGUACAUAAACUUGCAAGAACAUUGCCGUCUCAUAAUUACCUAUAUAUAUAUCGUAAAUAUCGAUGAGUAUCAGUGAAGUGGUAAAAUGUUCGUUGAAUAUGUACUCAUCUCGACGAGGCAGUAAUUCUCUUCUCGGAAUUACUUAUUCAGGAGGUGAAUACACUAAACAACAAAACUAUAAAAUCUUCACUACUUCAAUGUAAUCAAUAUUUUUCAGUUUCUAUUGUUAAACUGACCUAUGCUAACAAAUCGAAAUAAUCCUUACAAUAAUUUUAUGUUAGGAAUAACAGAUGUAGUAUUUCAUAAUGAAUUGCCGAAUUCGAUUCUGUUAAGUUGUUUCUGAUUCAUUUAAAUAAAUAUCACUAUUUUCAUUAAAUCCUUUUCAUCGCCCGAUUUUUCUCAAUACUUUCCUUACCGAAAACCUUUUGUAAAAAUUUGAUAAUUGGAACCUCACCUCUGUCAUUUCAUCGCCAUAAAUUCCCAAGCAUUUUUAAAAUAUUUUUUGUUUAAUUGUAUGAAAGGAUAGAAAGGAAAAACAAAAAUCAUUUUAUUCAUCAGUUUCUGUAUUUUCAUGUAUAUUCACUCGGCCCCGAAUACACAGUGCAUUAUCCUUAAAUUUUCAUCUCAUUCGUUCAGUCAUUUUGAAAAAGGGAGGAAAUGAAAAAAAAAAACAACCCGAUUCAGGUAAAAAGAAACCAGAUGAA
Diachasmimorpha longicaudata is the source of this 1977-nucleotide messenger RNA. Its product is annotated as protein PRRC1-like. Lineage: Eukaryota; Metazoa; Arthropoda; Insecta; Hymenoptera; Braconidae. The record is from RefSeq and is a predicted model, not a curated record. Gene Ontology annotation, biological process: activation of protein kinase A activity. Gene Ontology annotation, molecular function: protein kinase A regulatory subunit binding. Gene Ontology annotation, cellular component: cytoplasm. The coding region runs from base 142 to 1245 and encodes 367 amino acids. The transcript is spliced from 5 exons.